ACGGUCGAACGGCCGGUUCCGGCUGAAUGUCAGUGCGGGGCUGUGGGCCGGGGAGGAAGGUGGUUGGCGGUCCCUUCAUCACCUCCGGGGCUUGUGCUGCGGUCGCGGGCUCCCGGUAGCUGGGCCGCUGGGUCAUGAGACCGUGAGGCGAGGGACCCGUCGGGGCCGCCGACAUGUUUGGCCGCUCACGGAGCUGGGUGGGCGGGGGCCAUGGCAAGUCUUCCCGCAACAUCCACUCCUUGGACCACCUCAAGUAUCUGUACCAUGUUUUGACCAAGAACACCACAGUCACAGAACAGAACCGGAAUCUGCUAGUGGAGACCAUCCGUUCCAUCACUGAGAUCCUGAUUUGGGGAGAUCAGAAUGACAGCUCUGUGUUUGACUUCUUCCUGGAGAAGAACAUGUUUGUUUUCUUCUUGAACAUCCUGCGGCAGAAAUCUGGCCGCUAUGUAUGUGUUCAGCUGUUGCAGACCUUGAACAUCCUCUUUGAGAAUAUCAGUCACGAGACCUCACUUUAUUAUUUGCUCUCUAAUAACUAUGUAAAUUCUAUCAUUGUCCAUAAGUUUGACUUUUCUGAUGAAGAAAUUAUGGCAUAUUACAUAUCAUUCCUGAAAACACUUUCGUUAAAACUCAACAACCACACUGUCCAUUUUUUUUACAAUGAGCACACUAAUGACUUUGCCCUGUACACAGAAGCCAUCAAAUUUUUUAAUCACCCUGAAAGCAUGGUUAGAAUUGCUGUCAGAACCAUCACAUUGAAUGUCUACAAAGUGGAUAACCAGGCCAUGCUACACUAUAUCAGAGAUAAAACUGCUGUCCCUUACUUCUCCAACUUGGUCUGGUUCAUCGGGAGCCACGUGAUCGAACUUGACAACUGUGUGCAGACUGAUGAGGAGCACCGGAAUCGGGGAAAACUGAGUGACCUGGUAGCUGAGCACCUGGACCACCUACACUAUCUUAAUGACAUCCUGAUUAUCAACUGUGAGUUCCUCAAUGAUGUGCUCACAGACCACCUGCUCAACAGACUCUUCUUGCCCCUCUACGUGUACUCACUGGAGAACCAGGACAAGGGAGGAGAACGGCCAAAAAUCAGCCUGCCAGUUUCGCUCUAUCUUCUGUCACAGGUUUUCCUAAUUAUACAUCAUGCACCCCUGGUGAACUCGUUAGCUGAAGUCAUUCUGAAUGGUGACCUAUCUGAGAUGUACGUUAAGACUGAACAGGAUGUUCAGAGAAGUUGUGCCAAGCCCAGCAUUCGGUGUUUUAUUAAACCCACUGAGACACUUGAGCGGUCCCUUGAGAUGAAUAAGCACAAGGGCAAGAGGCGGGUGCAAAAGAGACCCAACUACAAAAACGUUGGGGAAGAGGAAGAUGAGGAGAAAGGGCCCACUGAGGAUGCCCAAGAAGAUGCUGAGAAGUCUAAAGGUACAGAGGGUGGUUCAAAAGUCAUCAAGACGAGUGGGGAGAGUGAAGAGAUAGAGAUGGUGAUCAUGGAGCGCAGCAAGCUCCCAGAGUUGGCGGCCAGCACCUCUGUGCAGGAGCAGAACACCACAGACGAGGAGAAGAGCGCUGCCACAGGCUUGGAGAGUGUGCAAUGGAGCAGGCCCUUCCUGGACAUGGUGUACCAUGCCCUGGAUAGCCCAGAUGAUGAUUACCACGCGCUCUUCGUGCUUUGCCUCCUCUACGCCAUGUCUCACAACAAAGGCAUGGAUCCUGAAAAACUCGAGCGAAUCCAGCUCCCAGUGCCCAAUGUGGCUGAGAAGACCAUUUACAACCACCUGCUAGCUGAAAGACUCAUCAGGAUCAUGAACAAUGCUGCCCAGCCAGAUGGGAAGAUCCGGUUGGCGACACUGGAGCUGAGCUGCCUGCUCUUAAAGCAGCAAGUUGUGACUAGCAUGGGCUGCAUCAUCAAGGACGUGCACCUGGCCUGUCUGGAGGGUGCGAGGGAAGAAAGCGUCCACCUCGUGCGGCACUUCUACAAGGGAGAAGAAAUUUUUUUGGACAUGUUUGAAGAUGAGUACAGGAGCAUGACAAUGAAGCCAAUGAACGUGGAGUAUCUCAUGAUGGAUGCCUCCAUCCUGCUGCCCCCCACAGGCACACCACUGACGGGCAUUGAUUUUGUGAAGCGGCUGCCAUGUGGUGAUGUGGAAAAGACCCGGCGGGCCAUCCGGGUGUUCUUCAUGCUCCGUUCCCUGUCACUACAACUGCGAGGGGAACCCGAGACCCAGUUGCCACUGACGAGGGAGGAAGACCUGAUCAAGACUGAUGAUGUCCUGGAUCUCAACAACAGCGACCUGAUCGCGUGCACAGUGGUCACCAAGGAUGGCGGCAUGGUCCAGCGAUUCCUGGCUGUCGAUAUUUAUCAGAUGAGUUUGGUGGAACCCGACGUGUCCAGGCUUGGCUGGGGAGUGGUCAAGUUUGCGGGCCUUCUGCAGGACAUGCAGGUGACUGGCGUGGAGGAUGACAGCCGUGCCCUGAAUAUCACCAUCCACAAGCCUGCAUCCAGCCCCCACUCCAAGCCUUUCCCCAUCCUCCAGGCUACCUUCGUCUUCUCAGACCACAUCCGCUGCAUCAUUGCCAAGCAGCGCCUGGCUAAGGGCCGCAUUCAGGCAAGACGCAUGAAGAUGCAGAGGAUAGCUGCCCUCCUAGACCUUCCGAUCCAGCCAACCACUGAAGUCCUCGGAUUUGGACUCGGCUCCUCCACUUCCUCCCAGCACCUGCCUUUCCGAUUCUACGACCAGUGCCGCCGAGGCAGCAGCGACCCCACAGUGCAGCGCUCUGUGUUCGCGUCUGUGGACAAGGUGCCAGGCUUUGCCGUGGCCCAGUGCAUAAACCAGCACAGCUCGCCGUCCCUGUCCUCGCCAUCGCCAUCUGCCAGCGGGAGCCCCAGCGGCAGCGGGAGCACCAGCCACUGCGACUCAGGAGGAGCCAGCUCAUCGUCCACCCCCUCUGUUGCCCAGAGCCCAUCAGUCAGGAGUGGCAGGAAAGGACGCCGGCGAGUGUUCAGCCUGUCGGAGGCCGACAGUCACGGCGGCCACUGGGUUUAGUGCUUCGAACGGCAGCUGUCACGGCAACUCUGGCACAGUCAAUUCAGAUGACCCCAUGACUAUGGAACAGCCUCAGCCUAACCUUCCUGACCAGUUGGUGAUCAUCAAUGACAUGGAAGCAGACACCAGGCCCAGCAAGAGCCUGGCAAGGAGCGUGGACAUGGAGACAGUCAGUCUGUCCCCCAGCCUCACCCCGGCCCAGCAGCCCACCAUCUCCCUGCUCUGUGAGGACACUGCCGACACGCUAAGUGUAGAGUCACUGACCCUCAUCCCACCCGUUGACCCCCACAGCCUCCGCACCCUUGCAGGCAUCCCCCCACCCCCCACACUAGCCACAGAGGGCACAGUGACCCCAGGCGAGGAGGUUGCACCCCCAGAGCCAGCAGGCCCCACCGAGCACUAAGUGGGAGCUGAGCAGCCUCCCUUUGUGCGUGUGGCCCCGCUGGUAGGGACCCAGUGCCACUGACUCCAAAGACACUUUGGGAGCAUCCACAGCAACCAUCUUCGCCACCCACCCUUGUGCUCCUUGACUGCAUUUGAAUUCCUCUUUCACUUCGCACUUUGUGGAGAACAGCUGGGCCUGGUGGAGACACCCCAGCAAACCCAGAGGGCUGAGGUGGCCCUCGGGAAGGAGGUUGGGCUCCUGCUCUCUGAGCCCCACCGCCCCCCGGGGGGCAGGGCCCUUCGGCACAAGUCCCUUCAGCAGCCAGCCCUCCCCAGGCUGCUCACCGCUCCGCCGUGCCAUCCCAUUGUGCACACAAGAAGUGGACAAGGUCGCUGUAGGUAGAAAUUUGUAGAAAAGUGAACUUUGAUAAACAUCUUUUUUGGGUAUUUAUUUCCGCUUUUGGCAGCAGGUGAAAAGCAUUUAUUUAAAAAGCAUCUAUUUUUUAAAAGACAAAGUCCAAAAAAGUCCUCAAUGCUAAGGUUUGAUGUCAUGUAAAAAGUGUAAGAUUGCUGUUCAGAUUUCAUUUUCAUUUUCCCUUGAACAUCCCAGUUGUUUGGGUUUAGAGUUCUCAGUCUGGCGUUCUCUGUUUUCUUAAGUGAUUCUUACUUCUUUAUUGCUCACUGACUCUGCAAGCCUGUGGGAUGAUAAAGUACCUUCCUGGAAAGUUUAGAGUAUUUUUUAAACAAAAUAAGGGAGACACAUGCAUUCUCAGGUACACACAGAGUGGAGAGAGCUGAGAGUUUCUCUGUCGUGGCAGCCAAGGGGCCUUGCACUGGUUAUCUGAAAGAUCUUUUCACAAAAGGGGGUCAUGCAGUCAGCUCCUGGCUUGGGGCCCAUUCCUCAUCUCUCUGGGCUGGAGGCAAGCAGGACUGUUUCUCAGCAUCACCUUCUGUGGCUGCCAUCUUUGUUUGUCUAAGAGAGAAUCUUUGGGACCAUGAGGACCCCAGCCCCAGCAGCUACGAUGGGAAGCAAAGGCCAUGGAAGCCAUCCUCUACAUCACCUGCCGCGCAGCUCUGCGCACCUCCUCUCUGCUGCUGCAAGAAAGACAUGAGCUUGUUUUUAAAAUGAACCCUCUGCCCAGUCCCUUCUUCCUUUGGGCUGGGUGUGUGGGGGGCGGGGGGCAGUUCUCCACCAUAUCCAGUAAAGCAGCCAACGUGUUCCUUGCAACUUGGCACAGCCAAGCGACCCCCCCUUCCUUCUGGUCCAUGCGAAGACCUUCCACAACUUUCCUCCAUGUGUCCACCAGGGGUGUCAGCACACACAGCGUCGGUGUCGGCCGAGCCCAGUUACCGGGUGGCCUCAGAAGAUGCUGCGAAUGCUCAUCAUCCAUCUAUUAGAGGACACCAUCCUCACUGCCUCCCUCAAUCCAGCUGUCACAGCAGGGCCUGCUGAGGCCACAUUUCAGCCUCCUGAAGCAAACACACAUCCUGCGGAGGAGGCGCAGUCGUGCCUGUGGGCGCGGGUCUCUAGUCAUCAGAGGCCUCCAGGAGCUGUGUCCACCAACCUUCAGUCUGGUUUUCAACUGACUGGGGCAGCAGGAGUGAAGAGACCAGUGACUUCCCAGGCCAGCGGCAUUAUUGGGAGGAACAAGCCCACGCAGGCGGACCCAGGCCCUCCCUGAGCCCACCGCCCACUGUCUGAAGUCCAGGUGUAGGUGGCUUUGUGGCCUCAGAGCACUGAAGGGGAAGGAAUGUCUUGGGCAGGGGAGACAGCCCAGCCCGCCUCGGGGGGGGGGGGGGGGGGCCCUCUGACCCCUCGGGUCCUUAGACUCAGAUCUCUGGGGUUAGCCUCAGUCAGCCCUUCCAGCCCCAUCUCCACAUCCCUACAGAAGGAUCGGCUGGGGUUGGUCUCACCCUCCCCAAGUCCACACUGGGCCCUUUGGGUUUGCCAAGUCAGGGGGCAGGCUUGACACAUGAACCCCCAAAGCUCAACUUUGAAAGCUGCUGUGGAGAAGCACAUGUCCUUUCUGGUUUGAGUAAGGAUGCCUCUCCCCAAAAGUCAGAUGGGGCGAGCUCAAGGAGCUCCCCAGGGAGGGGUGGGCAGGAGGGCCCCACCUCCACCAGCAGGCCCUCUCCGCUCCCCUUCCCCUCCAUCAAGCCUGCCCUGCCCUGCGCUCUCCGCAGAAGGCAGCUUCCCACCAAAACACUGGCAUUAGCAAGUGACCCGGGUGAGUGAAGAAACUCACCCCUUCACAGACAUACACAAGAUUUCUCCAAGGUCUCAAGAUGCACUGUUUUAAAAAAAAAAAAAAAAAAAAAAAAAGCAUGGGGUGAACUGAUUCUCAUCUUUUCUAGAUGCAAUAAGAAAUGUUUCAUGUAGUCAUGUUGACACUGGGCAUACACUGUAAGGGUUCCUAUUCCUAAUGUUCCUCUGAACUGAAAAAUAUGUAAAUAAUUCUUGUCUCAAGGAGGAGCAGCAUUAGGAAACCUCAUGCUUCUGGGUUGAGGGACCGUUCCAGGGAAGAACCUGCUUACCAGUGUGACUCAUGCUUCAUGAGUACUGCACACCAGGGUGGAAACGAAAACUGGAACUUCCUUGUAAAUUGAUACUUGGCAAUAAAAGAGAAAGAGUUCCCAGAA
Molecule: messenger RNA, 6068 nt
Organism: Phyllostomus discolor (pale spear-nosed bat)
Lineage: Eukaryota; Metazoa; Chordata; Mammalia; Chiroptera; Phyllostomidae
Gene: CLEC16A
Product: C-type lectin domain containing 16A
Exons: 24
Coding region: 174-3044 (956 amino acids)
Biological process (GO): endosomal transport; regulation of autophagosome maturation; endosome to lysosome transport
Cellular component (GO): endolysosome membrane; late endosome
Source: RefSeq, a predicted model, not a curated record